CCCAACUCAAAAGGGACGAAACUCUACUCUUUUCCGAGUUCCAAAACCCUCUCUUCGAAUAGAUCGAAUCCUCUCUCUCUCUCUCUAGGGUUCUUGCUCUCUAAUGGCGUUUGUUGGGGACGAAGCCUCCGCCCUCGACCUCAUCCGAGAGCACCUCCUCGGCGACUCCUCCUCGUCCCUCGACGUCCUCCUCGCCCAGUUCGACCCCCUCGCCGCAGCCGCGGCCCCUCCUCCUCAGCAUCCUCAGCCGCGGCGCUCCGCAUACCUCGACCUCACCAAACCCUACCGGAUCGGCCCCGAACCCUCCGUCUCCAUGAUCCGCUUCGGCGGCGACGACCACUCCCCUUCCUCCUCCUCAUCCUCCGAUCGCCGCCGCUCCCUCACCAUCUCCCUCCCCCCGAUCCACAGCAUCGACUGGAGCCCCCCUCCUCCUCCUCCUCCCCCCUCCGCCGCGGCGGAGAGGGACGACGGGCGGAGGUACCGCGGCGUGCGGCAGCGGCCGUGGGGCAAGUUCGCGGCGGAGAUCCGCGACCCGAACCGGCGCGGGUCUAGGGUUUGGCUGGGCACCUUCGACACCGCCGUCGAGGCCGCCCGCGCCUACGACCGCGCCGCCUUCAAGAUGCGCGGCUGCAAGGCCAUCCUCAACUUCCCCAACGAGAUCGGCACCUCCUCCGCCCCCUCCCUCCCCCUCCCCCUCCCCCCUCCUCCUCCUCCUCCUCCGCAACAUAAGCGGAAGCGCGACGACGACGACGACGACGACGAGGUGGAGGUGGAGGUGGUGGAGGUGCGGCCGAUCAAGAAGGAGCGGUCGCCGGAGACGGAGGAGGAAGGAGGGGCCCUGCAGCCGAAUAUUCCGUUACUCGGCCCGCUAACGCCGUCGAACUGGACGAGCGUCUGGGACUGGGACGCCCCGGACGUCAAAAGUGCAUUCAACCUGCCGCCGCUCUCGCCGUUGUCUCCCCAUCCGUCGCUCGGGUUCCCGCAGCUCACCGUCAUCUGAUCGAUCAUCCACGACGCUCCCAAACUUUUACAACCUUACAAGCAACGAAAAAGUUUGUAACAUAUAUAAAAGAGGAAGAUGAAUUUGUAGUCGUAGGCAUAUAUCUAUACAUAUAUGCAAUAUGGACAAGAUGAGAUUCGUUCGUUCUUUUCCAUAUAAUACAACUA
Molecule: messenger RNA, 1167 nt
Organism: Ananas comosus (pineapple)
Lineage: Eukaryota; Viridiplantae; Streptophyta; Magnoliopsida; Poales; Bromeliaceae
Product: ethylene-responsive transcription factor 5-like
Exons: 1
Coding region: 104-1000 (298 amino acids)
Biological process (GO): ethylene-activated signaling pathway; regulation of DNA-templated transcription
Molecular function (GO): DNA binding; DNA-binding transcription factor activity
Source: RefSeq, a predicted model, not a curated record